Molecule: messenger RNA, 498 nt
Organism: Necator americanus (New World hookworm)
Lineage: Eukaryota; Metazoa; Nematoda; Chromadorea; Rhabditida; Ancylostomatidae
Exons: 1
Coding region: 1-498 (165 amino acids)
Biological process (GO): DNA integration
Molecular function (GO): nucleic acid binding
Source: RefSeq, a predicted model, not a curated record
AUGACAUCGGACAAUGGACCCAGUUUCCUCCUAGCUGAACAGAUUUUUCAUGACGCAGUGAUAAAGGUAAUCAACGACGUUUCGUUUGCACAGUCAAUGGCAACGAAAGGGAUUGUGUGGAAGACAAUAACGCCGUAUGCUCCGUGGCGGGGAGCUCUGUACGAACGGCUGAUCAAGUCGAUCAAACACAGCCUUUACAAAGUCAUGCAGCGAACCGUCCCAACACAAGAAACCCUGCACACUCUUCUGGUGGAAAUUGAGAGUAAUCUCAGCAGCCGACCCCUGACAUAUCAGGAAGAAAAAUGGGAGGAGACACCUGCAUUGCGGCCAAUCGAUUUUGUACAGCGCGAUAUGGUCAUCACCUACCCAUUCGAAUCCGUUGGACAAGACGAAGAAGACGCUACCUAUUGUCGUGCCCGGCACGACUUUCCCAGCCAGCCGGCCGCAGUUCUCGCGCGCCGCGUGGGAAACAUUGCCAGUGGCAAUGUAUUACGGUAG